Molecule: messenger RNA, 689 nt
Organism: Oreochromis aureus
Lineage: Eukaryota; Metazoa; Chordata; Actinopteri; Cichliformes; Cichlidae
Product: calmodulin-binding transcription activator 1
Exons: 4
Coding region: 97-366 (89 amino acids)
Source: RefSeq, a predicted model, not a curated record
CUUGCUCCUCCGGUCCCUCCUCGUGCUGUCCUCGCCGUGCACGCGCGUGGUACCCACGGUCGUGAGGAGGAGGAGGAUGUUGCGCGUGAAGGGGAAAUGGCUGCCGAAAACAAGCCGGAAGGACUGAAGAAAGUUCGUAAUCCGGAUCGAAUGUACAGAUCAGCAGUGUGUUAUGCUGGCCAUGGUCCACCUAAGAAUAUCAGUGAUGACACAGAGACGAACAAUGAACAUGGACAUUUGAAAAUAUACCUGCCCAAGAAGCUGCUUGAAUGUCUACCAAAAUGCACGUCGCUGCCAAAGGAGAGACACCGGUGGAACACUAAUGAGAGACAUCCAUGCAGACGCCAUAAUGGUUUCCGUGUUUAAAUUGAACUUGACCUCUGACCCCUGACCUCCUGCAUAAGCUUGGUAAUCAUUUCACUUUUUUUUUGGUGCAUUAUGAUUGAUUUUAACCUUUUGCCAUUAUGUAUCAUGAACAUUGUCAUUAUUUCUCACAGACUUGUUUUGUUCAACUUGCUUCUGUCUACUUGCCUUAUUUUGCUUCCAUCUGGUUAACUGUUAUAAUUGUUUCAAUUUGUAAAAUUAUAACUGUUCCGUUACCCUAAUUUAUUUGUGUCCCAUUUAUUUCACACUUGUCUCUCUCUGUAGUUUGUUAUUUCCACUGUCCUUGAGCCAUUAGUGUGGGACAA